This is a messenger RNA of Annulohypoxylon truncatum, 2526 nucleotides long. RefSeq names its product barren. Lineage: Eukaryota; Fungi; Ascomycota; Sordariomycetes; Xylariales; Hypoxylaceae. Bases 1 to 2526 code for a protein of 841 amino acids. Gene Ontology annotation, molecular function: chromatin binding. The transcript has 4 exons. Gene Ontology annotation, cellular component: condensin complex. The record is from RefSeq and is a predicted model, not a curated record. Gene Ontology annotation, biological process: mitotic chromosome condensation.
AUGCCUCGGGUAGCUCAGGUUCCUCGCGCCAGCGUCAGCAGUCGAACAACAACUGGUUCAUCCGGAUCUCCUUUCAAAUCCCCAUUAAAGAUCCCUCUCAACGACGACGCACGCGAGAGAAAGGGGCGACUUCACUCAAGGCGAGCCCUUCACGAAAGACAGAUUAACGACCUGCAGGCCGCUGCGGCGACGCCUGCGAAGAAAAGGCUGGCUGAUAUCGAUAAUGGGUCUCCCCGCUCGAAUCCGCGCACGCCGCGACGCGCUGGGGAUGACGACGACGAUGUCUAUGUGGCCGGCACCAACAGCGGCGUGACGCCUAUGAAGCGCAUGCCUAUCUUGGCCAAUUUCGAAGAAUGGAUGAAGAUGGCCACCGACAAUAAGAUCAAUGCCACCAAUUCUUGGAAUUUCGCCCUUAUCGACUACUUCCACGAUAUGUCACUGCUAAAGGAUGGAGACGGUGUCAAUUUCCAGAGAGCCAGUUGCACCCUAGACGGUUGUGUCAAGAUCUAUACGAGCAGAGUCGACAGUGUAGCCACAGAAACAGGCAAACUACUCAGCGGCCUCGCAGAUAGUAAUUCCAAGAAGAAAGAUAGGGAAGGCGAUCAAGAUGGCGAGGAUAGCGAAGAGGAGGUCGACGAAGAUGGGAACGUAAUUAAGAAGAAAACGAAGAAGAGACAACGGUCCUCAGAAGCAACUCUCGUACCAUCCUUCGCUUCCUUACAGCUCAAGAAGUUCGAGCUUGAAUUCGGAGUGGACCCCUUAUUCAAGAAAGCUUCAGCAGAUUUUGACGAAGGUGGUGCUAAAGGUCUCCUACUAAAUCACCUUAUGAUCGACGGCCAAGGUCGCAUUGUAUUCGAUAGCAGUGAUGACACCAACGAUGCUUCUGCAAAGGGUAGUAAGCCUCGACGGAGAGAAGAUGCCGCAGCAGACGAAGAGGACGAAGAAGCAGACGACCAGUCGGAGGCAACUAUCACAGAGGAGCAACCUGCUCAAGAAGAAGAUGACGUAGAGAUCGACAUUAGCGCUCUCGGUGCCAAAUUCUUCCCAGACCUUAGCAGGUUAGACGAACAAGAUAUCUGCCCCUCGUUGAAGACUUUCGAACUCGGCAAUCCGUCAGGUUCUAUGGAAUUACCCUUCCUACGCGCCUCGGAGAAUGACGACGACGACACAGACCUUAGUGGAACCAAUGUUGGCGGUGACAAAUCCGGCAUGUUCAUCGAUGAUGACAAUCCUGCUGCCUUUGAUGACAUGACGGCCAUGGGAGGUUUCGAUAUUGCCGAAGUCGCGUUCGGCGAAGGUGGCGAGGCAUGGGCGCGGGAAGCUGCCCUGGAACCUCAGAUGCGACCUUAUAACGUGGACGCUGAUGAUGGUAUGCCUGGCAUAGACGGAGCUGACGGCGUCGAGGAGAACAACGGCGACUACAUCAUCUCUAUGAAGCACGCCAAGAGCGGAGAUAAGAUGCACGAGGAUAUCCUAGGCUACUUCGACCAAGCUCUUCAGAAGAACUGGGCCGGCCCGGAACACUGGAGGAUACGGAAAAUCAAGGAUGCCAAUAAACCCGAGACGACUACUCGUCAACGAAAGGAGAAAGAGCCUUUCGAGAUAGACUUUAAAUCUCCUCUGGACCAGAAAUUAGCCGAUACCAUCUUCACGCAGGCGGCGAGUAACUCUGCUAUAUCUAUGCCUAAGAAAGACUGGAAAUCCAAGACGCGGAACCUGCUGCCGGAUGAUAAGCAUUUCAACUCGACGCAGCUGCUAAGCCUAUUCCUAAAACCAAAGGCCCGGAUGAGUCGCCGCAACCGCUUCGGCAACAAGGGCGGCCUGUUCGGAAGCAGCGGCGGCAGCGGCCAGGACAUGAACGUGGCGCCGGGCGACAUGAACGAGGCCUUCUGGGCGCAGAGGGAGCCGCAGCAGAGCGCGGAGCAGGACACGGUCCUGCCCACGGGCGACUACGACGCGAACUUCUUCGACGACGAGAUGCCGCUGCCCGGCGGCGGCAUGUUGGACGACGACGACGACCUCGAGUUCGCCGACGCGAGGGACCACUUCUCACCAGGCGCCGACGUCCCCGUCACCCAGGACAUCGGCAUCACGGGCAUGCUGGACAACGGCAUGACGACCGGCGGGUUCGGGACGCAACUGGUCACGUCGACGCGGAGACUACGGCCCGAGUACGUGCAGUACGCGCGCGUGGCGAAGAAGGUGGACGUGCGUCGGCUGAAGGAGGAGCUCUGGAAGGGAAUAGGAUUCCCCGAGACUCCGGUGGACCCCGACCGUUCAAGACUGCCCACACCCCCGAGCCCGGAGAAGGCCAAGGAGGUGCCGACGCUCAAGUUCACGGAGGUCAUGAACGAUUUGCAGACCGUGUACCCCAAGACGACCAUGGACGACAUCUCGACGAGCUUCUGCUUCAUCUGCCUGCUGCACCUGGCCAACGAGAAGGGUCUCGUCAUCGACAAUACGCCCGAGCUGCUCGAACUUGAGAUCCGGAAGGAUUGGACGGCCGAGGUUACUGGCGAGAUCUGA